Saccharomyces kudriavzevii IFO 1802 is the source of this 1320-nucleotide messenger RNA. It is a transcript of the gene ORC6, whose product is annotated as origin recognition complex subunit 6. Bases 1 to 1320 code for a protein of 439 amino acids. The record is from RefSeq and is a predicted model, not a curated record. The transcript has a single exon. Gene Ontology annotation, molecular function: DNA binding. Gene Ontology annotation, cellular component: nuclear origin of replication recognition complex. NCBI's taxonomy places the organism in Eukaryota, Fungi, Ascomycota, Saccharomycetes, Saccharomycetales, Saccharomycetaceae. Gene Ontology annotation, biological process: DNA replication.
AUGUCUAUGCAACAAGUUCAACACUGUGUUACUGAGGUAUUACGACUAGAUCCGCAGGAAAAACCAGAUUGGUCGAGUGGAUAUUUAAAGAAGUUGACUAAUGCGACGUCAAUUUUAUACAAUACCUCACUAAACAAAGUGAUGCUGAAACAAGAUGAAGAAGUAGCCAGAUGCCAUAUAUGUGCAUACAUAGCAUCGCAGAAGAUGAACGAGAAGUACAUGCCUGAUCUUUGUUAUUAUAUGGAUAGUAUCCCUUUAGAACCGAAAAAGGCCAAACACUUGAUGAAUCUUUUUAGACAAAGUUUAUCUAAUUCUUCGCCUAUGAAGCAAUUUGCUUGGACACCGAGUCCCAAAAAGAGUAGGCGUAGCCCUGUAAAGAACGGGGACAGGUUUACUUCUUCUGAUCCUGGGGAUUUGAGGAAACAGCUGUUUGGUACACCAACCAAAGUUAGUCAGAAUGACAAGAAUGAUCAAAUGACAAUACCAGAGCUACCGCCAAUGCAAACUGAAGAAUCACCUUCUAUCACAAGAAGAAAAUUAGCAUUCGAGGAGGAGGAAGAGGAGGAGGAGGAGGAGGAGGAAGAGACUCUAGGCAACGAAAGUUCUUCUCUGAAAAAUACUGAUAAAAAGGCCGUUAUUGAAGAUAAUGAUGUGGAUACAGAUGAUUAUGAAAACCAUGGCAGCGACUUUGUGAGCGAGGAAGAGACGUCAGAUGCUCAGGAAAGCAAGAGGAGGAAGACAAAAGUAAGUAAAAAAGUCAGAAAACCUCAAUCAGAAUUUAAAGCAGCCAAAGCUCUAAGGAAAAAAGGUAGAGUACCAAAUUCGUUGUUAACGAAAAAAUAUUGUAAAAUGUCCACAGAAGAAAUAAUACGACUAUGCAACGAUUUUGAGCUUCCCAGAGGAGUAGCAUAUCAAAUUGUGGAAGAGUAUAAUAUAAACGCAUCGAGGCUGGUUUGCCCAUGGCAAUUGGUAUGUGGCUUAGUAUUGAAUUGCACAUUUAUUGUGUUCAAUGAAAGAAGACACAAGGAUCCGCGUAUUGACCAUUUUAUAAUUAGUAAGAUGUGCGGUUUGAUGUCGACACCGAGAGUGGAUGAUGUGAUUGAGUGUGUUAAGCUGGUGAAAGAAUUAAUCAUUGGUGAAAAAUGGUUUAGAGAUCUGCAAAUCAAGUAUGAUGAUUUUGACGGUAUCAAGUACAAUGAAAUCAUUUUUAGAAAACUGGGAUCGAUGCUACAAACCACGAAUAUAUUGGUUACCGACGAUCAGUACAACAUUUGGAAGAGAAGAAUCGAAUUAGAUCUGGCAUUAAUAGAACCCUUAUAA